AUGGUUCAAGUUGCACUCAGGGAGUCCGAGGUUGAUACUAGUGCAUUUCAGAUCCCUCUUCCCGACGCAGCUCUGCAAACCCCUAUCCCAAGCUCCGCCACAAUGGUCGCUGCGAAGAAAACUAAGAAGACUCAUGAGAGCAUUAAUAACAGGCUGGCUCUCGUGAUGAAGAGCGGCAAAUACACCCUCGGAUACAAGACCGUCCUCAAAUCUCUCCGCAGCUCCAAAGGAAAACUGAUACUCAUUUCAAACAAUUGUCCGCCGCUGAGGAAAUCUGAGAUUGAGUACUACGCUAUGCUGGCAAAAGUUGGGGUUCACCACUACAAUGGAAAUAAUGUUGACUUGGGAACUGCAUGUGGCAAGUACUUCCGAGUUUCCUGUCUUAGCAUUGUCGAUCCUGGUGACUCAGACAUCAUCAAAUCGUUGCCUGGUGAUCACUAA
Molecule: messenger RNA, 441 nt
Organism: Fraxinus pennsylvanica
Lineage: Eukaryota; Viridiplantae; Streptophyta; Magnoliopsida; Lamiales; Oleaceae
Source: the annotation of a GenBank genome assembly